This is a messenger RNA of Myotis myotis, 5161 nucleotides long. RefSeq names its product mannosidase alpha class 2A member 2 (gene MAN2A2). The transcript is spliced from 24 exons. Bases 395 to 3847 code for a protein of 1150 amino acids. Gene Ontology annotation, molecular function: carbohydrate binding; alpha-mannosidase activity. NCBI's taxonomy places the organism in Eukaryota, Metazoa, Chordata, Mammalia, Chiroptera, Vespertilionidae. Gene Ontology annotation, cellular component: Golgi membrane. Gene Ontology annotation, biological process: mannose metabolic process; protein deglycosylation; N-glycan processing. The record is from RefSeq and is a predicted model, not a curated record.
CACGCAGCUCCGCCGGCGGCCGCGGGAGGAAGGGCCGGGCGGGCGCAGGGGAGCGCGCCGGCGGCCCUGGCCCCGCGGGAGCGCGGCUGCGGCGCGCGGAGUCGGGGCGGCGGGGGGCGGGCGGCCGCCUUCCCUGCGUCGCUGCCUGGCGCGGGCCGCCACCCGCGGGGAUGCGAGGCCCGCGAGGCCCGGAGCGGCGCGAGGCCGGCCGCACACGCUCCACCCACUUUGGCUCGGCACCGGCUCCCAAAGGCUAAAAAUAUUGCCCGGAGGCUCCUGAGCGGAACCGGACCGCGCUCAGCCGGGCACAGGGCACCGGCGACAGCGCUCCCGGCCCCGCACCGCCGGCUGCCGGCGGCCUCUCUCCGCGCAGCAGGUGUGUGCAGCGGCCAGGAUGAAGCUGAAGAAGCAGGUGACGGUGUGUGGGGCCGCGGUCUUCUGCGUGGCCGUCUUCUCGCUCUACCUCAUGCUGGACCGAGUGCAGCACGACCCCGCCCGGCACCAGAAUGGCGGGAACUUCCCCCGGAGCCAAAUUUCUGUGCUGCAGAACCGCAUCGAGCAGCUGGAGCAGCUGCUGGAGGAGAACCACGAGAUCAUCAGCCACAUCAAGGAGUCCGUGCUGGAGCUGACCGCCAACGCCGAGGGCGCGCCCGCCCUGCUGCCCUACUACACGGCCAACGGCUCCUGGGUGGUGCCGCCGGAGCCCCGGCCCAGCUUCUUCUCCGUCUCCCCCCAAGACUGCCAGUUCGCUCUGGGGGGCCGGGGCCCGAAGCCGGGGCUGCAGAUGCUGACCGUGUCGGAGGAGCUGCCUUUCGACAACGUGGACGGCGGGGUGUGGAAGCAGGGCUUCGACAUCUCCUACGGCCCCCACGACUGGGACGCCGAGGACCUGCAGGUGUUCGUGGUGCCGCACUCGCACAACGACCCAGGCUGGAUCAAGACCUUUGACAAGUACUACGCGGAGCAGACCCAGCACAUCCUCAACAGCAUGGUGACCAAGCUGCAGGAGGAUCCCCGGCGCCGCUUCCUCUGGGCCGAGGUCUCCUUCUUCGCCAAGUGGUGGGACAACAUCAGCGCCCAGAAGAGGGCGGCCGUCCGGAGGCUGGUGGGCAACGGGCAGCUGGAGAUGGCCACCGGAGGCUGGGUGAUGCCCGACGAGGCCAACUCCCAUUACUUUGCAUUGAUCGACCAGCUCAUCGAGGGACACCAGUGGCUGGAGAAGAAUCUCGGUGUGACCCCGCGCUCGGGCUGGGCCGUGGACCCCUUCGGACACAGCCCCACCAUGGCUUACCUGCUGCGCCGUGCCAACCUGACCAGCAUGCUGAUUCAGAGGGUACACUAUGCUAUCAAGAAGCACUUCGCUGCCACCCACAGCCUGGAGUUCAUGUGGAGGCAGAGCUGGGACUCGGACUCCAGCACAGACAUCUUCUGCCACAUGAUGCCCUUCUACAGCUACGACAUCCCCCACACCUGCGGCCCGGACCCCAAGAUCUGCUGCCAGUUCGAUUUCAAACGCCUGCCUGGCGGGCGCAUCAACUGCCCGUGGAAGGUGCCUCCUCGCGCCAUCACCGAGGCCAAUGUGGCCGAGAGGGCAGCGCUGCUCCUGGACCAGUACCGCAAGAAGUCCCGGCUCUUCCGCAGCAACGUGCUGCUGGUGCCGCUGGGCGACGACUUCCGCUACGACAAACCCCAGGAGUGGGACGCCCAGUUCUUCAACUACCAGCGGCUCUUCGACUUCCUCAACAGCAAGCCCGAGCUGCACGUGCGGGCCCAGUUUGGCACCCUCUCCGACUACUUCGACGCCCUGUACAAGAGGACGGGGGUGGAGCCGGGGGCCCAGCCCCCGGGGUUUCCCGUGCUGAGCGGAGAUUUCUUCUCCUACGCGGACCGGGAGGACCAUUACUGGACCGGCUACUACACCUCCCGGCCGUUCUACAAGAGCCUGGACCGCGUCCUGGAGGCCCACCUGCGCGGGGCGGAGAUUCUCUACAGCCUGGCAGCCGCUCACGCCCGCCGCUCCGGCCUGGCCAGCCAGUACCCGCUCUCGAACUUCGCCCUCCUGACCGAGGCCCGGCGCACCCUGGGGCUCUUCCAGCACCACGACGCCAUCACGGGCACUGCCAAGGAGGCCGUCGUGGUGGACUACGGGGUCAGGCUGCUGCGCUCCCUCGUCGGCCUGAAGCAGGUCAUCAUCAACGCGGCUCACUACCUGGUGCUGGGGGACAAGGAGGCCUACCGCUUCGACCCCGCGGCGCCCUUCCUCCACAUGGAUGACACCCGCUUAAACCACGAUGCCCUGCCGGAGCCCACGCUGAUCCAGCUGGACUCCUCGCCCAGGUACGUGGUGCUCUUCAACCCGCUGGACCAGGAGCGGCUCAGCGUGGUGUCCCUGCUCGUCAGCUCGCCCCGGGUGCGCGUCCUGUCGGACGAGGGCCAGCCCCUGGCCGUGCAGGUCAGCGCCUACUGGAGGUCCGCCACCGACAUGGUCCCCGACGUCUACCAGGUGUCCGUGCCCGUCCGCCUGCCGGCGCUGGGCCUGGGCGUCCUGCAGCUGCAGCCCGGGCUGGACGCCCACCGCACCCUGCCCUCCUCCGUGCGCGUCUACCUGCACGGCCGGAAGCUGGCCGUCAGCCGGCACGAGGCCUUCCCCCUCCGCGUCAUGGACUCCGGCCCCGGCGACUUCGCCCUCAGCAACCGCUACAUGCAGGUCUGGUUCUCAGGCCUUAGCGGGCUCCUCAAGAGCGUCCGAAGGGUGGACGAGGAACGCGAGCAGCGCGUGGACAUGCAGUUCCUGGUCUACGGCACCCGCACGUCCAAGGACAAGAGUGGCGCCUACCUCUUCCUGCCUGACGGCGAGGCCCAGCCCUACGUGCCCAAGGAGCCCCCCGUGCUGCGUGUCACCGAAGGCCCCUUCUUCUCGGAGGUGGCGGCGUACUACGAGCACGUCCACCAGGUGGUCCGGCUCUACAACCUGCCAGGGGUGGAGGGGCUGUCGCUGGACUUGUCGUCGCUGGUGGACAUCCGGGACUACGUCAACAAGGAGCUGGCCCUGCGCAUCCGCACGGACAUCGACAGCCAAGGCACCUUCUUCACCGACCUCAACGGCUUCCAGGUGCAGCCCCGGCGGUACCUGAAGAAGCUGCCCCUGCAGGCCAACUUCUACCCCAUGCCCGUCAUGGCCUACAUCCAGGACGCCCAGAGCCGGCUCACCCUGCACACGGCACAGGCCCUGGGCGUCUCCAGCCUCCACAACGGCCAGCUGGAGGUGAUCCUGGACCGGCGGCUGAUGCAGGACGACAACCGAGGCCUGGGCCAGGGGCUCAAGGACAACAAGAGGACCCGCAACCACUUCCGCCUCCUCUGGGAGCGGCGCACGCUGGGCAGUGAGGUGUCAGAUGGCCACUCCACCAGCUACCCGUCCCUCCUCAGCCACCUGACCUCCGUGUACCUGAAUGCCCCGGUGCUUGCCCUGCCCGUCGCCAAGCGGCAGCCCCCGGCUCCCGGCCUGCGCUCAUUUCAUCCUCUGGCUUCCUCGCUGCCCUGUGACUUCCACCUGCUCAACCUGCGCACGCUCCAGGCUGAGGAUGAGACCUUGCCCUCGGCAGAAGCCGCACUCAUCCUACACCGGAAAGGCUUCGACUGUGGCCUUGAGGCCAAGAACUUGGGCUUCAACUGCACCACAAGUCAAGGCAAGGUGGCCCUGGGGAGCCUCUUCCGCGACCUGGACGUGGGCUUCCUGCAGCCGACCUCCCUGACGCUGCUGUACCCGCUGGCCUCGCCCUCCAACAGCACGGACGUCUCCCUGGAGCCCAUGGAGGUCGCCACCUUCCGCCUCCGCCUGGGCUAGGCUUCCUGUGGCCGGAGGGGAAGGGCCUCCACGUAAGGUCGGGCUGGACCAGCCGCACUGGGCACCCCGUCCCGAUCGGCCCUCGCGUCCUCUUUAUUGUUGCUGCUUCUGUGUUCGGGGGCCGCCCACAGCCCGGCGCCGGGCGGCCAGGGCAGGCGCUAGUGAGACCGGGACAGAAGGCCCUGGGUCGGAACGGGCAGGGCCGGCCGCGGCUUCGGGGUGUGAGUGGCCGCCCAGGCGCCCGUCCUUUUCCCAAAGUGGGAUGGAGGAGAAUCAGGAGAGGUGGGGAGGCCGGAGGGGAACCGCCAGCCCCAGGGUCGGCCGGUCCCGGGGGAUCCCGUGGUCGUGUGGGGACUGUGUCCCGGGGUGACAGCAGGAGCGGAGGGGUGCUGGGAGGAGGGGAUGGGGGCCGAGCCGGCAGCUUUCUGUGAGGGCUCCACUCUGAGCGCUCCCUGGCCCGAACGCCCUGCAGCGUGGCGGGAGGACGCCCUGGAGACUGUCGUGGCCGGAGGUCAGGGCACUUCAGGUGCAAAAUCCCCAUCCCAGACUGGGCGCCUGGUCUGUGUGUGGAUCUGGGGUGGGGGCGGCAGGGGCAUGGGGGCCCUCCCCCCUGCGGACUCCUCUCUGGUUCUGUCCUCUGCACACCACGGUCCCCGCGAGCCCCUCCCAGCCCCUUCCAGCCGUGGGGGCGUGUGGCCGGCGCCCAAGAUGCCCUGUGCCUGGGCGAGCGUGGGCCUCGCAGCCUCCCCGCGUGUCUCCGGGAGAACCCGGGUCCCGGCACAGGGACCAGGGACGUGUGAGUGACUGAGGCCCUGCGGCUGCUCCCCGGCCUUCAUCUCCGCUUCGACGAAUAGAGAACACGCUGCGAUAGUCUCUGUAGACGCCGAAACGACAUUUGGCAAAAUUUACAAGCUGUCCCUUAUUAAAACUCCUAAGCUUAGAAAGAGACAUGCUCAUCUAGUAAAGCUCUCUCUCAGAACCAGCAGGUGACGGGCGUCCCGUUCACGCCAGAAACUAAACUGGCCGAGGGCUCUGUUCUUUAGGGAAGUCCCGGCACUGCUGGCCCUGCAGAAGAGAAAGUCACAGUUGUCGUUAUUUGUAGGCGAUAGAAGGGCCGACCUAUAAGACCUAAGCGCGCCAGCGGAAGACCUGUUGGCCGCGUGCUGUCAGUUGACCCAAAUGAACACACAUCCGUUUCCUGAACAGACUCUGGCUCCCUCCACACAGCCCGUACAUUCAUGCUGUUCAUGGUACUUUUUGGAAUACGACAGGUUCUAAAGUGCAUUUGGAAGAGUAAAUGUGUGCGAACACCAA